GACAGGCAAAGUAUCGACAGAGCAGGACGCCAUCAUCACCAGACAUAGCACCUUCAGCCAAAGAAAAGGGGAAAAUAAUGCGGGUUUUCAUUAUCAUAUUGCAAUUCGCCCUCUACACUGACGCAGAGAAGGAUGUAUUUGUCUAUCCGACUAUUUUGCAAGAGAGAUCAACCGAAAGAAACUUAGUUCUGCGACUGAAUGACAAGUUCACAUUGAAUCUUCAAAGAAGCUCCGUACUUGCAGACAAACUUCUCUUUGUUACUACCAGUGAUGAAGUCAACCAUCUAGAGGAAAUAGACACAUCGGCUAUACAGAAAACUUUGUAUCACGACACACACUACCAGUCCUCCGUUCGUGUUCAGCAGCGAGAUGACGCAGUACAAGUUGAAGGCAUAAUAAACGACAAACUGAGGAUCAAGCCUGUAUUAGAAGGCGAGAGGUCAAUGAAAGGCCAGAUUCUGCACAAAAUAUACGAAGUGAAUAAUAUGGACGAGGGCUCCUUUAUAGCGGAAGAAAAGCCUCGCAAAUCUCACAUUGAAGCCAAUGUUGAUCAGAACCCUAGCGCCGAGCCCAAAGGCAUCAACAGCCGGAGAGUAGAAGAGAGACGCAACAGAGAAGAAUUUGAAGUUGAGCUUCACAUUAUCUGUGACAGGAAGCACCAAAGUAACUUUGACAAAAACGAGGAUUUAAUAGGCUACAUGGCAGUCUUCAUGAAUGCGGCAAACUUACGCUACCUUGACAUCAGGAAUCCAAAAGUGCGAUUUCUUCUCGUCGGCAUAACAAGGAGAAAGGAAAACCCUUUCGCUCCAGACAAUCACGGUACAACUGACACAACCGAAACGCUUAACCGGUUGCAAGCUUAUGAAGCUGAAAAAAGGGUACCAGGCAAGCAUGAUGCCCUGCUUCUUGUGACCGGCCUGGAUCUUGUAAAGGUGCAAAACGGACGGCUGGAAAGAGGCAUUGCUGGACGAGCAUUUAUGGCCGCUGUCUGCAGUUCACAUGGAGUAGGCGUGGCGGAAGACACGGCCACCACCUACAUGGGAGUCAACACCGUGGCCCAUGAACUAGCGCACAUAUUGGGCUCAGAUCACGACACAUCCCCAAGGUGUCCCUGGAGGGAGGGAUACCUGAUGAGUUACGUGGAUGGAGGACUGAGAAAAUACCGGCUGUCCCAGUGUAGCCAAGACAGCAUACGAGAUGUUUAUCGGGGUCUUAAUUCCCAGUGUAAAAGAGUUCUAACCAAGGUGAAUUACAUGGAUAAACACCGAGAAUUUCCCGGUGAAACGGUGGGAGUGAAGUAUUACUGCAGAAAGAGAAUUUUUCACUACACGAAGGGCAAGAAAGUGAAGGCAUUCGCCUUGAAGGGAACUCAAGAUGCCCAAAAUUGUAAAAUGCAAUGCUGCUAUUGGCAAGGUAACAUGAGAACUUGCUGGCCAACUCCAAUGUUGGAACGCAUGACUUGUCUGAAAGGCAAAACUUGCAAGAGAGGAGUCUGCGGAGUACACGAAUGGUGAAAUCGCAGUAUAAUCGCAAAAUGGUGAAGUCGCAAUAGAAGUGAAGUGUGCAAUAAAACAUGUACCCCAGGUUA
Rhipicephalus microplus (southern cattle tick) is the source of this 1588-nucleotide messenger RNA. Its product is annotated as venom metalloproteinase antarease TserMP_A. The record is from RefSeq and is a predicted model, not a curated record. Lineage: Eukaryota; Metazoa; Arthropoda; Arachnida; Ixodida; Ixodidae. Gene Ontology annotation, molecular function: metalloendopeptidase activity. Gene Ontology annotation, biological process: membrane protein ectodomain proteolysis.